UGUGUGACUGUGGGUAUGUUUGUUAGAUUGUGCGGUGUGUGUCUCCCUGACUCCCAGUGACAGUGGAAAGAGAGGUGAGGCGCAGGCAUUGCGUGAUGGACGUGUAUCAGGAGGGAUUAGUGGUAAAGAUAGGCAGGCGUGUUCUCUCUCUGACUAGGCGGAUUUCAAUCUCUCUCUCUCUUCCAACUGUUUAAACUGCUAGUGUCUCAUCUCUCUCCAAACAACUGACUGCUCUCAUCUCCCAUGGCUCUGUAAUAUUUGUGUGUGUGUGUCUGUGUGGGGUGUGUUUUUAUCUCCCUGUUUGUGUGUGUUUGAGAAAGUGAUUCAGUCUCUCUUUCUGUGCGAUGGCACUACUGCCUAAAGAGGCAGAGCGAUUCGAUGGGCUAUCUCUGCUAUACUGGACCGUCAUGGGGCCUCACGGCAUCAACCGGGCCAUCGAGAGACUGGAGUUCUGCGACUGUAAGAAAGGACUGGGGGUGAAGAUCAUCGGUGGCUACAGAGAGCAGACACGUGAGGAGUUUGGUAUCUUCAUCAAGCGGGUAUUACCGGGAGGGCUGGCUGCUCAGGAUGGGAGGCUUAGAACGGGCGACCUCAUUUUGGAAGUAAAUAAUAUGAGUUUAGGAGGAGUAACCAACGAGAGGGCGGUGGAUAUCCUCCGGUCAGCGUCAGCCUCCAAUCACAUGUCUCUGAUGGUUGCCAGGGACGAUGAAAGCAGGCGGGAGUUCAUUGAGUUGAUGAAUAAGUAUGGCUCCCACAGCAGUUUUAAAGGAAGCUCAGGGAGGGUCUCCCCUACACAGCUCUCUACAGGAGGCAAGACAGACUCCUCCUCCUCCUCCUCCAGAUCUACCAGUCCCACCAGCCAGCUCCUCAGUCCUAAAGAGGGGGUCACAGGACCUCCCUAUACCACUGGGCCCCCCUAUACGUCAAACCCCAACACAGCCCCUACACAGCCCGUCUUCAAUGACAUCAUUCAGUUGAUAUGCAUCUCAAAAGGAACAGGCCUGGGCCUCAUCAUCAAGGGGGGAGCUAACCGAGCCGAGGGACCAAUGGUGUUGAUUCAGGAAAUAGUGCCUGGAGGAGACUGCCAGAGGGACGGUAGACUACAGCCAGGAGACCAGCUGGUGUCGAUUAAUAAGGAGUCGUUAAUCGGAGUGACUUAUGAGGAGGCUAGAAGUAUCCUGACACGCACCAAACUCAGACCAGACCCUACGGUGGAGAUAGCGUUUAUGAGACACAGAACUUCCACCAGUUCUGCUUCCUCCAGCAGUGGCCCCCAGAGUCCUUUGACCGCACAGGGCGCAGCCAGUGGAGCCUCCUCAGUGCCCCCCACCAGGAGAGGGACCCUGGCUGUGCUGGGGGCCCUGCCUCCCCCUCGGUCACUGCUCCAGCACAGGAGAACCACGCUCCCUGCAGCCCUCCCUGGAGCUCCCCUGGUGGUGCCCAAGAUCACCUCCACCCUCAACCCCACCAGCGAGACCCUGCCUUCUGUCAACCUCAGCCAGGUGCGAAUGAGGACAGAACAGACGUGCGUCUCCUCCCCUCCUCAGAGUCCCAGCACCACAGACGCCAAGCCUGAAUCCUCCCCUGUAUGGCAGCCAGUCAGCAGUCACGUACCACAAAGGAAGUGCUCCCUCAGCUCCAUCUGUCGCCUCAAACUGGAGAGGCUGGAGCAGGCUCUGGAUGCAUUGGGACUGAAUCCUACAGAGGCACAGAGACAGACGUUGAGGGCCAGACUACAAACAGACCCUGCUGGGACAGUGGCCUACGCAGACUUUGAGACGCUGACGCGGGAGCUGUUCAAGCUACAGUUUGAGGAGUCAGAGGUGGGAGGUCAGAGGUUAAAGUUUGUGUCAGAAGACCUCUCCAGCCUCCUAGAGUCACCCACCAAUACACAGACUUCACUGUCUGACUCUGAUGACCUAGAGGAGAUGGAGAGACUGAGGAAAGACCACAUCGAGGCUCUGAGAGAGAUCAAGAAACUACAGGAGCAGUUGGCAGAGUCCGAGAGACUUCAACUGCAGAUGCAGGGAGAGCUGAACAAGGUCAAACAGGAGGUCAAGUCUGGAGUUGAGGAGAGCCGUGCACUGCGGAGCCGGAUCCACCUGUCUAAGGCAGCCCAGAAGCAGGCCAGAGGGAUGGAGAUGGAUUAUGAGGAGGUGAUCCAUCUCCUAGAGGCUGAGCUAGCUGAGCUCCAGACCCAGAGGACAGAGCAGCCCGGCCAGUCCAGCCAGGUGCAGGAUGAGACAGAGGAGCUGAAGAAGAGAGUGGCCGUUCUGGAGUGUCAACUAAGGAAGAACGAGGAGGCCAAAAAGGGCGUUGAGGUGUCCAUGGGUAAACUGCUCAACUUCGUGGAGAAUGUCCAAGACUUCCUCAUUGAAAAUCAAGGACCUGUGAAGAGCUACGGCUCCGGUGACAUGAAGACUGGAGCUUCCUCUCAGCCCCUGGGAGCCCGGGUGGGGAAGAAGUCCCAGUGGACGGCCGCCACACUAACCGCGGAGGCUAAAGAACUCACACGGACUGUUAGCGCCAUUCUGGAGGUGGAGUAUCUUCCAUAUGGAUGGGAAGAGGCCUACACUGCAGAAGGAGUCAAAUACUUCAUCAAUCAUGUGACGCAGACGACAUCGUGGACCUAUCCGAUGACCUGCAGCCUGGGUCUGGGGUUGGGGCUGUCCGAGAGAGAGGGGGAGGUAUCAGCCGACGGACAGGAAGACAACACAGCCACCCCCAGCCCUGACCACACCAAGACUUAGACCUGGGACAGAUUCCAUAGGAUAUAACAUUGCAGAAUCUUUAGAUAGACGUGUAUUGAACAGAAUAGAUAUUGUGUGUUUUGGAGUUGGAUAAUAGAGAGGCCUCGCAGGAAGCUCUAUAUAUAACAUUUCUAUCUGAACGUUCUGUAGCGUUGCUCUUCCUCAAGAGAAGAAAACACACCAGGCAGUGGUGAAACAACACCAGUCCUCCUGUACAAAUAGAGAUUCAGUAGUACCCUAGAGGUGGAUACAGAGACAACUACCUGAAACCCUUUAGGAGCCCCAACAAAAUCUUGUCUUUAAAAUCAUAUAACUAGCUAUACAUAAUGUUUCAUUAAAUGGCAGUGUACGUUAGCUGUUCUGGUGAAUAUGCAGUUUUAAACUUUAUUUAUAUAUUUUUUACAUUGAAACUUAUCCGUAAGUGGGCUGAGGAGUGUAUAGACAGUUAAUUAAUUGUGUUAAAAUGAAUUGCACAAGGCUAGCUUCCCGGUUCGAUGGAGUUGAUUCAUGACUCUUAUUAUAUCACUGUGGGUUUCUAAAGAGUUACUGGAAUUGACUCUCCUCCUUCUCUAUUCUAUGUGUAUGCUUCUAUUUAUUCCUAUUACCUCUAUGAGGAACGGUGACCAAGCCCUCUCUCUCUUCAUCUCUCUAUCCACUUCCGCAUAAGUCUUUUCAAACAAUUUCACAACCCUCCAUAUUUUUCAUCCUUAGAAGCCAGCUUCACAAUGUGUAUUUUUCUUUUCCGAAGCGAAACAGGUUGGAGAAAACUCCAGUUUUUCCUGUUUGCUCCCUGAGCUGCACCUUGGAAUGCCAUUCCGAGAGGUCCACAUUCCGAGAGGUCCACAUUCCGAGAGGUCCACAUUCUGUUUUUAAAAGAGUUAUUGAAUGAAAGCAUGCAAUAGCAAGAGUAGUUAUCGAACAUCAUCCUAUUUGCUGUUAGUUAACCUUCUCUUUAACCUGUAGUAUUUGAUUUGAUUUACUAACUAGUUUAGCCAAGUGUUGCUAUUUGUUAUCCAAAAUACACUGUUCUGUGCCCUGUAGUGCUGCUAGCUCUAUUAAGAGAUCAAUCAAACAGUAUUUCAAAUGUAUAAAAGGCUGCAUUUACACAGGCAGCCCAAUUCUGAUCUUUUGCCACUAAUUAGUCUUUUGACUAAUCAGAUAAGAUCUUUCGCCGAUAAUUGGGCAAAAGAUCAUCAUUGGGCAGCCUGUGUAAAUGCAGCCUAAUACAACAUGUCAAGUGUGUUGUGUUCACAUCUAACCAACCAUUACCAGUGUUUUGCAUAAUAUUACUUGUUGUACUAAGUAUGUAUGAAGUCCUCACAAGGAUACUAAAACAAGGAAAAUUCGCCGGUUUUGGGUUAGGUUAAGAGUUAGGGUUAGGGCUAAGGCUAGGGGUUAGCGUAAAUACGAUUUUGAAUGGGAAUCAAUUGUUUGGUCCCCAGAAGGAUAGUAAAACAAACAUAUGUGUGUUGUGUGUGUGUGUCCAAGCCAAUAUCGACCGUGCACCAGGCUGGGAGUAUUGAUUUUCCCUCUCUAGCAUGUGUGGUUAAAUAUAUCCCCUUCCUCUGGAAACACCAAUCACACGACACACACAGACACACACUCUCUCUUUCUCGUUCUCUCUCUCGUUCAAACUUCUGUGUUCCAUAGAGCCGUGAUGACGAGCAGUAUCAGCGAUGUUGAUACCGUCUCUCCACAGUUCCAUAGAGCCGUGAUGACGAGCAGUAUCAGCGAUGUUGAUACCGUCUCUCCACAGCUCCAUAGAGCCGUGAUGACGAGCAGUAUCAGCGAUGUUGAUACCGUCUCUCCACAGUUCCAUAGAGCCGUGAUGACGAGCA
Messenger RNA from Salvelinus fontinalis (brook trout), 4588 nucleotides. Its product is annotated as syntaxin-binding protein 4-like. Gene Ontology annotation, molecular function: syntaxin binding. The record is from RefSeq and is a predicted model, not a curated record. The transcript is spliced from 22 exons. Bases 345 to 2750 code for a protein of 801 amino acids. Lineage: Eukaryota; Metazoa; Chordata; Actinopteri; Salmoniformes; Salmonidae. Gene Ontology annotation, biological process: regulation of insulin secretion involved in cellular response to glucose stimulus; insulin receptor signaling pathway. Gene Ontology annotation, cellular component: cytoplasmic vesicle.